AUGGCCGCCCAUAUUGCCCCUCAACCGAAGGCAAGCGAAAUAGUCCCACAAAAGCCAAUCACCACCCAGUGGGUCUCACUUGUGGCUGGGGGAGUUGCUGGAGGUGUGGAAGCCGCUGUAACUUACCCUUUUGAAUACUCCAAGACUCGCGUUCAAUUGGUGCAAUCGAAGGCGGCAGUGAAUAUUUCAGACCCUUUCAAAUUGAUUCUCCAGGUCGCGCGACAUGAAGGAAUUUCUACCCUUUACACCGGCUGCUCCACCUUGAUCAUUGGCACCAGCGGAAAGGCGGCGGUGCGUUUCCUGUCAUACGACACUAUUCGAGAUUGGCUAUCAGAUGAAAAAGGCAAACUUUCAACCGGACGUGGCGUUCUCGCAGGAAUGGCUGCCGGUGCGGUGGAGAGUGUUGCCGCUGUCACACCUACGGAAAGAAUCAAGACGGCAAUGAUAGAUGAUGCGAAGACAAACCGGCAAUUCAGAUCUGGAAUUCAUGCAGCGAGUGUUUUGGUGAAAAGGAAUAGCCUUGGGGAGCUAUAUCGAGGUCUCGUUUCCACCACUGUGAAGCAAUCAGCAACUUCUGCCGUACGCAUGGGUACCUACAACAUCUUGAAAGAAACAAGCAAAUCACAAGGUAUCACCCCGAAUGCAUUCACCUCGUUUGCAAUGGGUGCUUUAGCGGGACUUGUGACUGUGUAUGCUACUCAGCCUUUUGAUACGCUCAAAACUCGAGCACAGAGUGUUGAAGGAGCAGGCCUCGCUGAGGCAACCAAGAGCGUACUACGUGACUAUGGAGUUCGGGGUCUCUGGAGAGGAAGCUCUAUGCGCCUGGGACGUCUGCUCCUCAGCGGUGGCAUUGUCUUUUCUGUUUAUGAGCAGGUAUCGGCUUUUCUCUCUCCCGUAUAA
Penicillium argentinense is the source of this 900-nucleotide messenger RNA. RefSeq names its product Mitochondrial carrier protein. Gene Ontology annotation, biological process: mitochondrial citrate transmembrane transport. The transcript has 5 exons. The record is from RefSeq and is a predicted model, not a curated record. The coding region runs from base 1 to 900 and encodes 299 amino acids. Lineage: Eukaryota; Fungi; Ascomycota; Eurotiomycetes; Eurotiales; Aspergillaceae.